Nicotiana attenuata is the source of this 1059-nucleotide messenger RNA. RefSeq names its product protein NRT1/ PTR FAMILY 5.1-like. The coding region runs from base 158 to 1042 and encodes 294 amino acids. Gene Ontology annotation, biological process: transmembrane transport. Gene Ontology annotation, molecular function: transmembrane transporter activity. Gene Ontology annotation, cellular component: membrane. NCBI's taxonomy places the organism in Eukaryota, Viridiplantae, Streptophyta, Magnoliopsida, Solanales, Solanaceae. The record is from RefSeq and is a predicted model, not a curated record. The transcript has 3 exons.
UAAAUGGUCCAUCACACCCAGCUGUACUGGCAAGCAGUAGGAGUAGUUGUAGCACCAAUACUACAUAUAGCCUACCUAAUCUUCCUCCAAUUCUUCGAUCAGUCCUCAACUUUCUUAACUUCCUACCAUCGCUCUAAAUUUCGGCUUCAUUGAUCUAAUGGAAACUAAUAAUGAUUACACACAAGAUGGCACGGUUGAUCUUCGAGGUCAACCUGUUCUUGCUGAGAAAACUGGCAAAUGGAAAGCUUGUUCUUUCCUUGUUGGGUAUGAAGCAUUUGAGAGGAUGGCUUUCUAUGGGAUAGCUUCAAAUUUAGUGGUGUACUUAACAACACAACUACAUGAAGACACAGUGUCAUCAGUUAGGAAUGUGAAUAACUGGUCUGGUUCAGUUUGGAUUACACCUCUUCUUGGAGCCUGCGUUGCUGACACUUGCUUGGGUCGCUUUUGGACUUUCACUAUCUCUUCCCUUAUUUACGUCAUGGGAAUGGUGCUUUUGACAAUGGCCGUGUCAAUUAAAUUCAUGAAGCCGAGUUGUGAAAAUGGAGUAUGCAACAAGGCCACUACAUCUCAAAUCGCCUUCUUCUACGCAUCUCUUUACAUAAUAGCUAUUGGAGCAGGUGGAACAAAGCCUAAUAUAUCCACAUUUGGUGCUGACCAAUUCGACGACUUUAAUCCACAAGAAAAAAAGCUAAAAGUUUCCUUUUUCAAUUGGUGGAUGUUCAGUACCUUUGCUGGUGCUUUACUUGCUACACUAGGCCUUGUUUACAUCCAAGAAAAUUUGAGCUGGGGAUUAGGAUAUGGCAUUCCAACUGUUGGUCUGAUAUUUUCUCUAGUCAUUUUUUACAUUGGAACCCCAAAUUACAGGCACAAAGUUAGAAAGUCUCAGUAUCCUGCUCGGGACCUGUUUCGUGUUCCUAUUGUUGCAUUUGCCAACAGGAAAAUUGAUCUCCCUAAUGACCCGUCUGAGCUUCAUGAAUUUGAUAUGCAGUAUUAUUUCAGUACUGGAAAACGCCAAGUCCAUCACACUCCAGCAUUCAGGUAAGCGUUUAUAGUUUUUAU